AUACACGGAAUCACCAUCUCUCUGGGACUAGCACCCCAAUACUCCCCUCUGCCCCCCCCCGUACCCCAGUCCCCCCCACCCCUCAUAUCAUCACCUCACCCGAGGCCAGAGUCUAUAGAGGGGCCCUCAGUAGCGCCCCCCACCUCAGCCCACCUGGCCGCCGUGUUACAGUGCAAACCACACGUGGAUUCAUGUGAUGUAGCCAAGUGACAUUAAGUCGUGUACAGACACUUAAUGGUGUUAUAAUGGCCGUGGAGGGCACCAGUGUCCAUGAAUCCUCCUCCCCAACAUCAAACCAUGAAAGUGAACACAACCUCCUCUUCCUCCCCGCCGAAAGGGAGGAUGGUGAACUGGAGGAAGGUGAGCUUGAAGAUGAUGGAGGAGAGGAUGCGAACCAUGAUACAUCCGAGCCUCCGGCUCCGAAGGAGAAAGAGAAAGAAGAGAAACAUCACAGUGAGUCUGAUGAGGAGAAGCCGCACCGCAAAAUGAAAAGGAAACGCAAAAAGGAGAAAGAGAAGCGAAGAGCGAAGAAGAAAAGAAAGUCAAAGCACAAGCGUCAUGCAUCAUCUAGUGACGAAUAUUCUGACUAUAGUGAUGACUCGGACUAUAGCCCUAGUGAAAAGAGUCACCGCAAAUACAGAGAAUACAGCCCGUCAUAUCAUCCGUCACAUCAGCAGUACCCAUCACAUAGAUCCCCGCCUUCAAAAAAGAGUUACCACAACAUGGACAGCAAGAACUAUGGCAUGUAUGAUGAGUAUGAAAAUGACCAGUAUGGCGAGUAUGAAGACGAUGACGGGGAAGAUAUGGGAAAAGAUUAUGAUGAUUUUGCUAAGGAGCUGAACCAAUAUCGAAGGGCCAAAGAAGGCAGCCAUCGUGGGAGAGGAAUUAGAGGAAGGGGUAAGAUGAUUCGAGGCUGGGGAAGAGGGAUGAUGCGUGGAAGAGGAGGCUUUAGAGGAAGAGGCGGUCGAGGAAGAGGUUACUCAGGAGAGGAACACCAAGAUGAGGAGGACAUGUAUGAUGAAGAAAUGGAGUAUGGGGAUGAGGAGAUGAUGGGUGAUGAAGAGUAUGAUGACUACUCAAAAGAGCUGAAUCAUUAUCGCAAGUCUAAGGAAGGCAGAGGUAGAGGUUUUUUUAGACCCCGAGGUCGGGGGCUUCGAGGACGAUAUAAAGGAAUGAUUCGUGGUAGAGGAAGAGGCAGAGGGAAAGGAAACGAUGAGGACGACUACUAUGAAGAAGACGGGCAGGAUGGAGGAAUGUACAGAAAUGACUAUGAUAAGUCGUACCAUCGACAGGACAAGAAAGGGAAAGUCAUCUGUAAAUACUUUGUGGAGGGCAGGUGUACCUGGGGGGAGCAUUGUAAUUUCAGCCAUGAUGUAGAAGUACCAAGACGUCGAGGACUUUGCAAGUUCUACAUGACUGGAUACUGUGCUCGAGCAGACAGCUGUCCCUACAUGCAUAAUGAUUUCCCUUGUAAGCUAUAUCACACGACAGGCAAUUGUAUUAAUGGCGAUGAGUGCAUGUUCUCUCAUGAUCCGUUGACAGACGAGACUCAGGAAAUGCUCGAUAGGAUAUUGGCUGAAGAUGCAGAAGCUGGUGCAGAGGAUGAGAAGGAUGUGGAGGAGCUGAAGAAGCAGGGAAUAAAUCCUCUACCUAAGCCUCCCCCAGGAGUUGGACUCCUCCCUACACCAUCUGGUCCAACAGGAUCUUCAGGUCCCUCCGCGCCUUGUGAGCCGUUGUCCCCAACAUCUGUUUCACCUACCGCACCCUUGUCAACCUCUGGCGGUGCUAACUGUGCCCCGCUUCCUGGCGAAACAGUUUCAGAUAUCCAGAUGCCUGGAAGUCCUUUGUCUGGGAGCAGUAUUCAAGGAGCAUGUGGGCCAGUGCCUGAAGACCCUUUGCUGGAAAGUCCAGGUCUAGGUCCCAUACCUGGUGGUGGACCAGUGCUUGUUGAUGCUAUACCUGCUAUUCCAGUUCAUGAAGAUCCAGUGCCAGGAGGACCAGUGCACCCAAUACAUAUUGGGCCUGAUGAACCCUUAUCACCUGAGGACCCAAUGGCCCCUUAUCCAGGAGGCCCCAUACCUCCAAUGCCAGUUGGACCUGGAGGUCCAGUCAUACCCCCAAUGCAGGAUGAGCUUGGGGUGGUAAUGCUUGAAAGCCCAGAAUCUGGUGGUCCGCCAAUGGAUCUGAUGCCAGGAAGUCCAGGGUCUGUAGAUUCACAGUGCCAAAGGAAAAUACCUUCGCUGUUUGAAAUUGUGGUGCGCCCCACUGCCCACUUGGCUCACAAAUUAUGUCGUAGACCACCUGGUCCACCAGGCGGGCCUCCAGGUCCACCUCCACAAAGAUUUCCAGGACCGAUGGGUCCUCAAGGCCCCAUGCAUCCUGAAAUGGGCCUAGAGGAAGGUCCCCCUAUAGCACCUUAUGGACCCGAAGAAGGCUCUGAAAUGAUAGUUGAUGGUCCUCCUCCCCCAGAAUUCUAUGAUGAAUAUUAUCAAGACCCUAAUAUGGAGAUUGGCCCUAAUAUGAUGGGAGACACAGGGGUCUAUGAAGAAUAUGGUGCGAUCCAAGAAGACCCCCGACAGUACCAUGAACAACCUCCAGAGCAAGGGGCAGAGAUUGGUGAAGCACCAUCCAAUUAUAACAAAGCAAAUAUCCCUGACUUUUUGCCUUCUGCCCAGCGUGCCCUAUACUUGCGGAUCCAGCAGAAGCAGCAAGAAGAAGAACGAGCAAAAAGGUCCACUGGAGGCUCCCUGCAAGAAAAGGACAAUGAAGAAGGUGAUACUGGUAACUGGUACUCGAGUGACGAGGAAGAAGGGGGAAGCAGCGUGACCUCGAUACUAAAGACAUUGCGCCAACAGUCCUCUAACCGCACAGCUCAGCAGAGUGCAAGAGAAACCGGCGCUGGGGGUUCAGUUGAUCCCCGUCUGCAAAAGGGUCCGGCCAAUGCACCCAGUCGGCCCACAGACCCACGUCUGUCUCGUGAUCCUCGGCUUUCACGAAAUCUAGAUUCCACCCCAGCUGAGGCCGGACAUACUGACCCAAGGCUGACCAGACAUGCACCCCAGUCCAAACAGGACUCACCAGUUAGUAAAGGGGCUUCCGAGGAAGAAGCAGAAACGGAGAGAUUUCUGCGUGAUAAAACGGUUAACAUACCUCUAGAUCCUCUUCCUGGCCACACAUUGAGAGACCCACGCUGCCAGUUACAGCAGUUCAGCCACAUCAAAAAAGACGUAAGUUUAAGCAAACCAAGUUUCUCCAGGACUGUUUUGUGGAGUCCUGAAGACCUUAUCCCUCUGCCCAUUCCCAAACAAGACUUCAUCCCUGUGCCAGCUGCACUACAGGCAUUGCCAGUUCUUGAUCCUCGACUUAACCGUCCGGCCACUCUUGACCCACGUCAGCGACCACCUGCCCCCGAGGUACCACCACCUAAUUCUAGCCUCCCUGAUUUUGAACUGUUAUCUAGGAUUUUGAAGACUGUGAGUGCUGCUUCUGCUGCUCCUACUCCUGCACCGGCACCUGUUGAGAAACCUAGUGACCCUCGAACUCGUAAACCACCCGCUGACCCGCGGCUGCAAAAACCCACAGAGCCUCCAAGGCCACCUGAGCCCAGCCAGCCCCUUCCAGUAAUACCUUCUGCCGAAAGCACACAAACGAUUGCCCCCUAUGAUCCCCGUCUGCUCACCGCAGGUGGUUUGAGCAAGCCCAGUGGUCAAAGUAAUGUUCUGAGCAACAUCAGCUUGUAUGACCCCAGGACGGGGAGCAAGACCUCAACUGAGGCUGCUCCUAGCGAAACGGCGCCGAAGGGACCGGAGAACAAAACUGCCAGUAAAUCAAAGGAGCCACUGUUUGUGCGGAAGUCUGCUCUGGACCAGCCAGAUACUGACAAGCCAAACUCAGAACCUGCCACGGACCGAUACAACAGCUACAAUCGGCCACGUCCCAAGACCCAAACUGCUUCAGAGAGCAGCCAGCCUGCUGUCCACAAUCUCCCUGUACCGCCUGUCUACGGGUUGGUCAAGCAGGCAGCUAAAUCUGGCAGUGGCAGCCCUUUUGCAGGCAAUAGCCCAACGCAAGAAAGUGAGCAGGACGCUGGUUCCUUAAAAGAUGUUUUUAAAGGAUUUGAUCCCACGGCAUCUCCAUUUUGCCAGUAGUGUCUAUAGUAGUCUAACCCCUUCUAUAUUUUCUUUUCUUUUCAUAUAUUCUUCCAUUACUGCUUAUGUUACUCCUUCUGUAUAUAAACCGACAAAUGUAAAGUCCUGGCAAUCUGUUUUUAAUGGUAAAUCAGUGUCUUGUGUAGUGACCGAUACUUUCUUUUUGUACAUUAUUUUAAAGUUCCCUCUAACAGUAUACAUCUAUAGGUAUGUAUAUAUAUAUAUAUCAUAGAACAAAGCAGCUUAAAGGGGUACUCCGCUGCUCAUUGUUUGGAACAAACUGUUCCAAACGCUGGUGCCUGCGGCUCGUGGCCUCAUAGACCCGCCCACAUGAUGUCACACCACGCCCCCUCAAUGCAAGUCUAUGGGAGGGGGCGUGACGGCAGUCACGCCCCCUCCCAUAUACUUGCAUUGAGGCGGUGGAGCUUGAUGUCAUGAGAGGGCGGGGCUACAACAUCACAAGCUCCACAAUGAGCAGCUGAGUACCCCUUUAAAGAGGACCUGUCGGGUCUCCUGACCUUGUCUACCUUAGUAAGUAUGUGUAUUUCUCAUGAAAAUAACAGUUAAGCACUUUCUGUUUGAAAUUUACAUUGUGCCGACCCUCUGUUAUUCCUCCUGGAAAUGUAUGAAUAAAUAGAUAACUUGGAAUUACCAUUUCCCCUGUUAGUAGAGUGUAUUCCUAUCCUGCCUGAGUGUGUCGGGACGUGCUCCUUUGACAAGAGGAAUGGUAGCAGCUUAUUGUUUUAUACAAUUCCGGGAGGAAUGACAAUGAAUUAGGAAAAAUUAGGAAAAAAAUUUGGAAUAGGAAACGGAAUCAGACAAGCCCACAGGUCCCCUUUAAGAGUUAGAAUCCCAAUUUGUAUAGUCCUCCUCCGUUGUAUUGAGUGCACACGUCAGCGCAAAGCACACAGUGUGUGAACAGGCAGCUAAGUUCCUAAUUUACUGUACAGAAAGUUGGUUACGUUACCGCCUCUAUCUCUGAAAUGGCUCUUGUGCGUCUGUCAUACCAAGCAGGGUCUGUGAGAGGCUUGGACUGGAGGCGACAGACGCACCACUGUACAUAUAUAUAUAUUUAUAUAUAAAUAUCACUUUUAUACCACAUUUAUGUAUGUGCUAUAUUCUACAAAGAGGAACAAGUAGACAAAACCAAAAAAAAUGAAUAAAAAAAUAAAGUAUUUAUAAUCCAUACCGUAAAGCUUGCCAUUUGAGUAUUGUAAAUUGUUUAUUUAAGAGUCGUCGCCCCAAAUACCAGGCCCCCCCUCCGCCAUCAAGCCGGCGCUAUCUUGUUUUUGUUUUUUUUGUUUUUUUAUUGUCCCCCCAUCAAGCCGGCGCUAUCUUGUUUUUUUUUGUUUUUUUUUUAUUGUCCCCCCAUCAAGCCGGCGCUAUCUUGUUUUUUUUUUUUUUUUUUUUUUAUUAUUGUCCUCAAGAAUCUUUGAGUUGUUUUCCCAUAUCACAAGAACUUUUCUUUAAAGACAAAGUAUCUGUAAAUGAAUAUUGGCUUCAACAUGAAGGAGGCCGACUGCUUUGUCUUUAAUUCUUUAUGGUGAACAGGACUCUGUAUGUGUCUCUUGCAUCAUUUGCGCAGUUAUGUUGUACUCCAGCAGUUUCUUACAGUUAUCUGUACAGGAUCAGGGUGAAAAGAAAACAAAAAGUCAAUCUGUCGGAAUAUUGCCAUUUGCUUCCUCUAUCAUCAUGUGUAUAGCCAUCAUUGCAAGUACAUAUUUUCAAGUAUUAGGGACACAAUGGUUCAUGUAUUAAUAGGUAAUAACUCAUUGUCUGUUUGUAAAUAUCAGUGAAUGACUGGUGCAGAGAAUAAAUGGAAUUU
Hyla sarda is the source of this 5973-nucleotide messenger RNA. RefSeq names its product zinc finger CCCH-type containing 4 (gene ZC3H4). Gene Ontology annotation, cellular component: nucleus. The transcript has 14 exons. NCBI's taxonomy places the organism in Eukaryota, Metazoa, Chordata, Amphibia, Anura, Hylidae. The coding region runs from base 246 to 4148 and encodes 1300 amino acids. Gene Ontology annotation, molecular function: RNA binding; metal ion binding. Gene Ontology annotation, biological process: negative regulation of DNA-templated transcription. The record is from RefSeq and is a predicted model, not a curated record.